GGGAGAGAAACGUUUUGGUGCAGUGGACCCAGAGGAUAGUACUACUACUGCUUGCUUUUGCACAAAGACGCGCGUCCGGUCGGGUUUUUAAGCUGCAGUCCACUUCACGCCAACUGCAGUGCCACAAAACUGCGAGAGGAAAUGAGUCCGUCAUGAACCCGCGCGCCUCUCCCGUGAACUCUUCGGCGGAUCCACAGACUCGCAUCCACAAGUGGGGCGUUUUUUCCGCGCUCGGCCGCACGUAAUUCCACUUUACAACUACGAUGAGACAACGUGGCGGGGUAACCCGAGGAGAUGCUGCCCUGCAGAAGUGCAGCGGGAGCGCAGGACAGUGACUUCCAGCGGAUCCCCGCGGACGAGUGAAUGCCGCCUCCGAUGUGGAGCUUGUCGCUGUCCGACGCGCGAGUGGUGCUGAAAUUUGGAUGAUGUCUGUUCAGCGACUGCAGGGCUGCCGCUCCCUGCACUUCAACGAGGACAACGGCCGCUUCGUGCUGCUCGCCGUCCUCAUCCUGCUGUACCUGCUGUGCGGCGCUGCGGUCUUCUCGGCCAUCGAGAGGCCCUCGGAGGUGCGGGCUCACGGCCGCUGGAACGGGACGCUCCUCAACUUCAGCGAGACCUUCAACAUCAGCCUGCAGGACCUCAACUCCUUCCUGCGGGAGUACGAGGCUGCCAUCGCCGCCGGCAUCCGGGCUGAUGCUCUGAGGCCGAGAUGGGAUUUUACUGGGGCUUUUUAUUUUGUUGGAACUGUGGUGUCGACUAUAGGCUUUGGAAUGACAACACCUGUGACAGUCGCAGGAAAGGUGUUUUUGAUCUUUUACGGGCUUCUGGGCUGUGCCGCCACCAUCCUCUUCUUCAACCUCUUCCUGGAGCGCAUCAUCACUCUUCUGGCCGUGGUGAUGAAGGCCGUGAGGGAGCGGCGGAUCAGGAACAGCGGUCUCCUCCCGCCGGGCAUCCGCCACGACUUCUCGGCCUACUCCCUCCCAGGGUGGAAGCCCUCUGUGUACCACGUGAUGCUGAUUCUGGGCCUGUCCGCCAUCACCAUCUCCUGCUGCGCUUCGGCCAUGUACACCCCGGUGGAGGGCUGGGCCUACUUGGACUCGCUGUACUUCUGCUUCGUCUCCUUCAGCACCAUCGGCUUUGGGGAUUUUGUCAGCAGCCAGAGCGCGGAAUACGAGUAUCAAACCCUGUACCAACUGGCCAACUUCUUUUUCAUACUGAUGGGAGUGUGCUGCAUCUAUUCACUGUUCAACGUCAUCUCUAUUGUCAUCAAGCAGGUGCUCAACUGGAUGCUUGAGAAAAUGAGCUGCUUGUUUUGCCAGCGUUGUAAUAAGGCCAACGCCUUUCUGGGCAGGCGCAACGCCAUCCGCCCGGGUUCGAAGAGUCGGCGCGGCCGCUUCGGCCAAGUGCCCGACUCCGACGGGCCCUGCGACAGCGACACCGAGGGACGCAGACUGUCGGGGGAGAUGAUCUCAAUGAAAGACUUGGCGGCCUCCAAUAAGGUCUCGCUGGCCAUCAUGCAGAAGCAGCUGUCUGAGUCCGCCAAUGGAUAUCCCAGGACAGUGUGCGGCAGCUCCAGGCACAACGGCUUCUCCGGGGGCGUCGGCGCCCUCGGUAUUAUGAACAACAGACUGGCAGAGACGAGUAACUCCAGGUAG
This is a messenger RNA of Salarias fasciatus (jewelled blenny), 1655 nucleotides long. It is a transcript of the gene kcnk12, whose product is annotated as potassium channel, subfamily K, member 12. The transcript is spliced from 2 exons. Lineage: Eukaryota; Metazoa; Chordata; Actinopteri; Blenniiformes; Blenniidae. The record is from RefSeq and is a predicted model, not a curated record. Gene Ontology annotation, molecular function: potassium ion leak channel activity; outward rectifier potassium channel activity. Gene Ontology annotation, biological process: stabilization of membrane potential; potassium ion transmembrane transport. Gene Ontology annotation, cellular component: plasma membrane. The coding region runs from base 423 to 1655 and encodes 410 amino acids.